AUGGCACAGAGUCUUGAAUCCAGGCCUACAGUGGUGGACUUUCGUGAAGAAAGCCCGUGGGUACAGCUAGCCAAGGCCCACUGGCUGAACGCGAAGGUCCGUAAGGCCAAACCAGAUGUCAUCAAAAAGCAAUUGUGGGAUCCUUUGGAAGCAGAGGCUUUCAAUAGUCGCUCGCUCUUGAUCCUCGAGAACCUGAAUAUUCUUGAGAAGUUCCUUUGGCCAACCUACACCGAGGAUGCAUCGAAUCACCAUGUACUGCUGAUCGCCUUGAUUGUCAGCGUAAAGCAUCGCGAGCACUUGCCGAUAUGGGAUAUCUUCUCCGACCGUGCCGAUGACUUCUCCAAUCUCUUCCACCGCAUUCUCUCAAUGAGCAUUGAUCAUUCACUCUCGACUCGUUCCCGGCUUUCUAUCAUAUCGUUCAUCAUCAGCGCUUUCCAGUCACUCGAGAACGUACUGAUUCGCAAAGAAUGCGCGCCUCUCGUUUCUAUCUCGGUCUGGCAUAACCUCGCUAGCGAGGAGACAAGGGAUCGCAUCAUCGCGAAGGUACCGACAUUGAAGAAGGCAUGGAGGGCCUCUGCGAAGCGCUAUGAUGCUGGAGAUGAUGCGUCCAAGGCAAAGAUGCGCUUCGAACGUCUAUGGCUGUAUACAAUGCUCCUGGAUUUCCUUCAAAGAUUGAAUGGACCUGAAAAGGACCAGGCUGAAAACUUGCUAUACUGUGAACGUUUCCUUGAGCUCUUGGUUGACCUCGAAAGUCAGCUUCCUACUAGGCGCUAUGUGAACACACUGUUGAAAGACCUCAAUCUUCUGUCAGUAAUUCGCCUUUCGCAGCUGUAUCGUGUGCCCGAGAAUGCCCUCCUCCGUGAUUUCCAUGGCCUUCUCAAGCAUUUUGUCGAAUUUGCGAUUGACGACUACACGGGCGAGGCUCUUUCGCCACAGGGAGUCUACGACCUGCAUUGCCAAGAACUGGCCCAGUUGCAAAGAACAUCGAUGAAGCUCUUCAAGGAAAAGCUCAUGAUUCUUGCUUUAUCUAAUAUGGGAUCAAUUGAGCAACGGGCAGAUCUGGAGGGACAGUUGUCUUCUCUUGAUGAGUCGGAACUUGAAAGCCUGUGCUCUCACCUAGGAUUCCGCACAAGCUACCCAAAAUCAUCGCUCGUUACCCCAGACCGGCAGUUUUAUUUGGAAGUUUUGGCAUCUUUCUAUGAACGCAAGAUCCCUUUCCAAGAAGCAGUUGAGAAGUUGAGUCCCCUCCCGACGGAAGAAAGUCUCUACGAUCCGGCCUUGUUGCGGAAUGAGACAUACGACGGAUCGAGACCUCUGGCAAUUCCAAAACUAAACCUCCAGUAUCUGAGUCUUGGGGAUUUCCUUUGGCGCUCGUUCCUCCUCUACCGCUCGGAGGCAUUCUUCCAAAUUCGCAAGGACAUGGAAUCCCUCGUGAAACGGAUGCAGCCAAAGGCAACCCGCGAUGGAAGCUUAAACUUCGAGGGAUUCUCUCGAAUGGCCAUUCCAAUUUCAAAGCCUGCUAUCAUUGACGUCGCACCGCCCAAGGUUGGGGCAACAAACCCAGCUUUUGUUCGGGCCGAGAUUGCGAUAGAAGUGGGAAGGCUUGCCGAUAAUGUCAGGAAAGAAUGGGACUCACUUCGUCCUGAUGACGUUGUUUAUCUGUUAGCAGUCCAGUCCAACCCCUCACAGUUGGGCCAGAGUGCAUCUGAGGCUCCUCGGAUGACCCACCUCCGAACGGCCGAGAUCGUACAGGUACUCGACGAGCAAGGUCGCGCACUGCGCCAAUAUCCCGGUCAAGCAAAUGGCUCUCAGUCCAGAGCACGAUUGAGGAGAUUGAUUGUCAACUUGGAUGCAGCUGCCUUCAAGGCUGACAAGGACCGACAGGCCAAUGGCAAACCGGACAUUUACCCCAUGAUCAAUGUGGUUGCACGGAGAAAGGGCAGGGAAAAUAAUUUCAAAUCAAUUUUGCAGACGAUGCAAAAGCUUAUUGUCUCUGAUAUGACACUUCCUUCAUGGCUCCAGGAUAUUUUCCUGGGUUAUGGAGAUCCCGCGGGUGCUCAAUACACACAACUGCCAAACAGACUUCGCACUGUUGACUUCCGAGACACGCUGUUAGAUUGGUCUCAUUUGAUUGAAAGCUUCCCAGGAAUCGAGCCUUCGGGGGCUGAAAACUCCAGCUUUGGACCACCAUAUGUCAUUAAUUACAUUGAUCAAGAACCUUUAGCAGAGCCUCCCACGUCGAAGAAGAGACGCCGGGAACAAGCUGCAGAGACAGUGUCUGCGCCUAGCAGUAUGAUGGUUUCCUCUUACAAGCCACCGAAUCCCGGGCCAUACCCUGUCGACACCCCUAAACUGAACAAAAUUCGGUUUACUCCCGCUCAAAUUGAAGCAAUCGCAUCUGGAACACAACCGGGACUCACCGUCAUUGUGGGACCACCUGGUACUGGAAAAACAGAUGUCACAACUCAAAUCAUUAACAACAUCUACCACAAUUUCCCCAAUGAGCGAACACUGCUCAUUGCACACAGCAAUCAAGCCCUCAAUCAACUCUUCCAGAAAAUUAUUGCUCUUGAUAUCGAUGAACGGCACUUGCUGCGGCUAGGUCACGGCGAGGAAGAAUUGGACACCGAGGCCAACUACAGCAAGUAUGGGCGAGUUGAAUCCUUCCUUGACAACCGCAAUCACUAUCUGUCAGAAGUGAUGCGUUUGGCAGCGUCACUUGGAGUUGAGGGUGCCCAUGGAAACUCAUGCGAGACUGCAGGAUACUUCAAUACAGUUUACGUUCAGCCAACAUGGGCCAAAUUCUGGGAUCAUGCCAACUCCGAAGGAGCAUCAAAUGAAGAUAUUGUUGCGUCCUUCCCAUUCCAUACAUACUUCGCAAAUGCUCCCCAGCCCCUCUUCCAAGAUGAAGCCGCGAAGGAAGCAAUUAUCGACGUUGCCACAGGUUGCCAACGUCAUAUUGCUCGAAUCUUCUCUGAACUUGAAGACAUCCGGCCUUUCGAGAUCUUGAGACAACCUCGUGACAAAGCGAAUUAUCUUCUCGUGAAGGAGGCCCGAAUUAUCGCAAUGACUUCGACUCAUGCAGCUAUGCGCCGGCAAGAAAUUGCCGAUCUGGGCUUCCACUACGACAACGUGGUCAUGGAAGAAGCCGCGCAGAUCACUGAAGUCGAGAGUUUCAUCCCUAAUGCUCUGCAAAAUAUGAAGAAUGGCGAGCUCCCUCUCAAGCGCGUCGUUCUCUGUGGUGAUCACUACCAGAACUCCCCCAUCAUCCAGAACAUGGCUUUCCGUCAAUAUGCUCACUUCGAACAAAGUCUCUUCUUGCGACUGGCGCGAUUGGGUGUCCCAGUGAUCAAUCUUGAUAAGCAAGGUCGUGCACGUUCCAGCAUUGCAGAGCUGUUCCGCUGGCGGUACAAGGAACUCGGAGACCUUCCAGUGGUUGAAACUGCCCCAGAGUACCAACAGGCCAAUGCCGGCUUCCAGUUCGACUACCAGUUCAUCAACGUUCCUGACUACCAAGGUUCCGGAGAGCGAGAGCCGACACCACAUUUCAUCCAGAACCUGGGUGAAGCGGAGUACGCAGUCGCCAUGUAUCAGUACAUGCGACUUCUGGGUUACCCUGCUGCCAAAAUCUCGAUCUUAGCCACAUAUGCUGGGCAGACGGCCUUGAUCCGGGAUGUAUUGAGUCACCGCUGUGGCAAGAAUCCCAUGUUCGGGAUGCCCAAGAUUGUGACUACGGUGGAUCGUUACCAGGGAGAGCAGAAUGAUUAUGUGAUUCUUUCUCUCACCCGAACUCGCAGUGUCGGAUACCUGCGCGACGUCCGCCGUCUUACUGUGGCUCUCUCUCGUGCUCGGCUGGGUCUAUACAUCCUCGGCCGUCGAGAAGUGUUCGAAUCGUGCUAUGAACUCAAGCCCGCAUUUGACCUGCUCCUGCAGCGCCCCGAUAAGCUCAUGCUUGCGCCUGGCGAGAUGUUCCCAUCCUCGCGGGAAGCCAAUGCAGCCAUCGAGGGCACACCUAUGGAGAGCGUUGAGCAUCUUGGCCAGUAUGUCUUUGAGAUGACGCAGGCCAAGGUCAAAGCCAUGGGCGAUGGGGACAUCACAAUUGAUGAUGCGGCGCCGGCUGGUGAGGAGGGCUAUGUGGAUGAAGAUGAAAUCAUGGGGGCUGAUGAUGAGGAUGAAGAUAUUGUAUGA
Molecule: messenger RNA, 4188 nt
Organism: Penicillium paradoxum
Lineage: Eukaryota; Fungi; Ascomycota; Eurotiomycetes; Eurotiales; Aspergillaceae
Product: RNA helicase aquarius
Exons: 4
Coding region: 1-4188 (1395 amino acids)
Biological process (GO): mRNA splicing, via spliceosome
Cellular component (GO): catalytic step 2 spliceosome
Molecular function (GO): mRNA binding; helicase activity
Source: RefSeq, a predicted model, not a curated record